GUUGGAGUAAGAGGGAAGGACAUUGUAGUUCUUGGUGUGGAAAAGAAGUCUGUGGCCAAACUUCAGGAUGAAAGAACGGUGCGGAAGAUCUGCGCGCUGGACGACAACGUCUGCAUGGCUUUUGCAGGGCUGACAGCUGAUGCCAGAAUAGUUAUAAACAGAGCUCGUGUGGAGUGCCAGAGCCACAGGCUCACGGUGGAGGAUCCUGUCACCGUGGAGUACAUCACGCGGUACAUUGCUAGCCUGAAACAGAGAUACACGCAGAGCAACGGCCGCAGACCCUUUGGUAUCUCCGCUCUUAUCGUGGGAUUUGACUUCGAUGGGACCCCACAGCUGUAUCAGACCGACCCCUCUGGCACCUACCACGCUUGGAAGGCUAAUGCCAUUGGCAGAGGGGCCAAAUCAGUGCGUGAGUUCCUGGAGAAGAACUACACUGAUGAAGCCAUUGAAACAGAUGAUCUCACUAUUAAACUUGUCAUCAAGGCUCUUCUCGAGGUGGUGCAGUCCGGGGGGAAGAACAUUGAGCUGGCGGUGAUGAGGCGGGAGCAGCCGCUGAAGAUCCUAAACCCUGAAGAAAUUGAGAAGUAUGUUGCUGAAAUUGAAAAAGAGAAGGAAGAAAAUGAAAAGAAAAAGCAGAAGAAAACAUCAUGAUGAAUGAAAUUCAACUUUGGCCGCUGCUUUUUAAACCAAGCGAUGGGUUACUCUGUAUAGACAAUGUGUAGGCAUUCCACUCACUCCUGCUGUGCCCCUCUCCAGACCUACAAUAAACCUACUGGUUGGUUGGUUUGUUUUUUUUAAAGCGGUUAUUU
Messenger RNA from Merops nubicus (carmine bee-eater), 809 nucleotides. RefSeq names its product proteasome (prosome, macropain) subunit, alpha type, 7 (gene PSMA7). Lineage: Eukaryota; Metazoa; Chordata; Aves; Coraciiformes; Meropidae. The record is from RefSeq and is a predicted model, not a curated record. The transcript is spliced from 6 exons. Gene Ontology annotation, cellular component: nucleus; proteasome core complex, alpha-subunit complex; proteasome core complex. The annotation marks the transcript as partial.